AUGCCAGAACAGGCUUCAAGAAGUAUUGCUGUUUCUAAGAAAGGAUUUAAGAAAGCCAUAACAAAGACUCAAAAGAAAGAAGAAAGAAAGCACAAGAGAUGUAGGAAAGAGAGUUAUUCGAUUUAUAUCUACAAAGUGUUGAAGCAAGUACACCCGGACACCGGUAUCUCAUCGAAAGCCAUGAGUAUCAUGAAUUCCUUCGUCGCUGAUGUUUUCGAGCGUAUUGCAAAUGAGGCUUCCCGCUUGGCUCACUACAAUAAGCGAUCGACUAUUACGUCCAGGGAGAUUCAGACGGCCGUGCGCCUGUUGCUGCCAGGAGAGCUGGCUAAGCACGCUGUGUCUGAGGGCACGAAGGCUGUAGCGAAGUACACUACCUCCCUGUAA
This is a messenger RNA of Delphinapterus leucas (beluga whale), 384 nucleotides long. Its product is annotated as histone H2B type 1-A. The record is from RefSeq and is a predicted model, not a curated record. Lineage: Eukaryota; Metazoa; Chordata; Mammalia; Artiodactyla; Monodontidae. Gene Ontology annotation, cellular component: nucleosome. Gene Ontology annotation, molecular function: protein heterodimerization activity; structural constituent of chromatin; DNA binding.